Fusarium redolens is the source of this 761-nucleotide messenger RNA. RefSeq lists its product as uncharacterized. The record is from RefSeq and is a predicted model, not a curated record. The coding region runs from base 187 to 747 and encodes 186 amino acids. NCBI's taxonomy places the organism in Eukaryota, Fungi, Ascomycota, Sordariomycetes, Hypocreales, Nectriaceae. The transcript is spliced from 2 exons.
GCUGAUCUUUUCUAACAUCUACAAAUUGUUUGGACUUUUGUUGAUCCAUAGCUUCUAUAGAUAGAUCUACUCUCCAGCAUUAAUAAGGCUCCUUCUUGCCCAGACCAGCUUUCAUUCACUCCAACUCAGAUCUCUCAACAUCCUCAGCUACCUAUCAGUCAAUCAAUCUUACAACCUCGCCUCAUCAUGCAUCCUAGAAUUCUUCUCGCGACUCUAGCCGUCUUCAUUCCCGCAGCUAUCGCCGAGGAACUCAAUGCAGAUGAUGUACCCACCGCCUGCGAGACAAUCUGCCAACCCAUCGUCAAUCUCACCAACGCAUGCGACAUCGACCCCAAAGGAACCGAAAAGCAUAGCGACAGGAGAAGAGACCUCGUCAUCGUUGAUCACGGCGACGACGACGAACCCAUCGAGGCAGCCUGUAUCUGUACAAACAAAAGUUUCGACGUCGCUGGCGUGAUGGGGCUUUGCGCGAGUUGUAUGGCUCAAAACAGCAAAGACACAGAAGAUAUCGAUAAAAUCAUGUCGCAAUGCUCCUUUUCGUCAACCUCUUACGUUCGCGCAGCAACGAGUGUACUCUCAGGCAUCGAGGUUCAGGCUACCAAACCGGCUGCAACAGUAGCUUCUGGGGCUACAACCACUGCUGCCGCGACGACUGCCACAGAAACAGCUGGCAACAGCGCUGGGAAGAUGACGGGUUCCAUCAUGGCGGUUACUUGGGUCACUUUGACGUUAUUAUUUAUCCUGUAGAUUUACAAAUUCCC